CAGUCCCUCACGGUAAACCGGCUCGUUCGGUUCUUUCGCGUCGUCCGUCUUACCGCGUCCCUCUCUCUCUCUCUCUCUCUCUCCGUCACGGAGCGUUCUGAUCCUCGCGCCUCGGAUUCCGAAGCAACAACGCCCGGCGAUCAGAGUAACAGUAGUAGUGAUCUUCUUCGAGUGGCGAGAUCCGGUGCGCCCGUGCGUACGACGAUUCAGUGCGAUCGAUAAGUUGGUUUGACAAGCGCACGGCCCGGUGAGCCGCCAUAGCUCCGCUGCCUCCUCGCAUCUUCCUCUCGGAUUGGUGUCCGCCAGUGGAUAUUACUCGGCUCGCGGGGAAAAUAUCUCUCUUGCAGGAACAAGACAUAGGAUGGGCCGAGCCGUGCAAAGAGGUGUCGUUCAACACUGAAAAGGAGGAGUGUCUCGAAAAAGCGGAAGAAGCAGGAAAACGCGAAGGAUGCCUGCUUCGCAAACCGCCGCAACCGAGCGGCGAAACGACAGGACGCUGACGCACGAACCGCCAAAAUUGAAAACUACCUUGAAGACACCUCCUAAGCAAGCCACCAAUCCCUUACAAUUCGUUAAAGUCGGACCAUGUUCAUUGUACCGGACCGCACAAGAGCAGCUUCAGAAGGUUCAAGAGGUGAAGAAAAUCAAACAGGAGGUCCGGGAUGAUCCCGAAGAUUGGCAAUCGAAUUUAGAUAACUGGAAGAGUAGUCGAAGGAAGCGGCAGGAACACAUAAUCGAGCGGGUGGUGGAAGUGAAAAAACUCGAAUUGGAGGAGCAUGAUCGCCAACGUCGUCGGAACAAAACCUUCUCGGAGAUGAUGGAGGAGCGCGGUAAUAGAGGCCGCAAACUGAGCAUCAGUUUGGCUAUGUACAACGAUGAGGAUGCAAACGAUCUCAGCGAUCUUGGAAUCGGCACCAGUAGCGGCAAGAGCUCAGUCAGCGGCGACACUCACGAUGAUACGCAUAGCGUUCUGAGUGACAGGGACAGCGAGAUGGAGAAAAGCCAUUCGGAUGUAGACAACGCUACCGAUGCGGCCUCGACGAUCAGCACAACGCUGGCGGCCUCGGUUGCGUCCACAUCAGCCGCGGUAACGAGUGCGUUGGCGGCGACAUCCGCAGCGGCGGCGACAACAACAACGGAGACAACGACAGCGACGGCAACGACGACGGCAAUGCCAACGACGGUGAUGCCGAGUGUAAUUGCGACGACGACGACGGCUGGGACGUCGUCAACGGCGACGUCCAGCGCAACGAGGAAAGCGUUCGGCGGUGGUUUUCACAAUCAAGAAUACGAGCCCACAACUAUCGCGACUACGAGCUCGCCUGAGCCGGAGGAGUACACGUACGAAGGCGCUAUUCGCGGUUACGUGUCGCGGGUGUCGCAAAAUAUACCGAGGAGGUCUUUGACCGGGAUCGACUCUAAGCUCGAGGGAGCGAAAUCGUCGGUAAAUGGCUCGAAAACGAGCCUGAACGACGACAGCAAGUCCCCGUUGUCGAUGGUGAAGGUGGACAUAUUAAAGAGACGCGAGGUGUUCGAAAAGGCGUCGCAGAAGAGCAACGACAGCAAAACGAAUAACAGGCUGUCCGGCGACUUCACCGGCUCGAAGUCUAUCAAAGAGAGACUAUCGAGCCUUGAGAAGCAAAAGUACGAGGCGGAGAACGGUGGCAGCAAGACGCUGAACCGAUUGUCCGGCGACAUGAGCUCGAUCAGAGAGAGGCUCACCCACCUGGAGAAGCAAGCUUCGGAGCGAGAGAGCAAGAGCUCCGUUCACCGCAAGCUCAGCACGGAAGAUUUGGAGACGGUGAGGCCUCUCAGGGAGAGACUGUCCACCCUCGAGAAGUACAGCAGUAGCGACGAGUCGUCCUCCGUGCCGACGACCACGGCGAGCGAGUCGCGGCAUAACGGCGAGCUUACCGCCAAGACGAUCAAAGAUCGCCUUAGUGCGCUGGACGCCGCCAGGAACAAGGAUAUCGUGGAGAAGCGGGUUGCAGUUGGCAAGCACGCGCUCUGCUUCCGAGACCAGGAGAGCAGGAUCGACACCUCGACGCCCAGCGAGAGGAGCUCGUCGCCGGACUCGGAGUACCGCGUACCGCGCGCCAUCUUCCACAGGAGCUUAGACUCCCUGGACGCCGACGCUUCUAGCGGACCCGAUACUUUCGAGCGCGUGCAGAGCCUCGAAGAACUCGACUAUGGCCGACGGUACCCCGCUUCCUCGUCAUCCGCGGAACUCCUCAACGACACGGACCGCGAGGAUUCGGGCAUCCACACCGCGGACGUGAGCUGCUCGGUUAGCCAAGCGGACGAGCCAAUCGACGAGGAGAUCGUGCAUACCGGCAGCAGCAUCGUUGAGCGACGGGAGCCCCCCGUCCAAGAGGACACCCCGAGCAGCACGGUGGUCGAAGCGCCGAACGACGCCGCGGCGACGGCUCACCAGUUCGCCAGUCAUCGGGAGGCAGUAGCGAUGAUCAAGGAUACUGCUGACACCUCUGGGGAACUGUCGACUAACAAAUCACAGCCGCAGACGCACGUAGAGACCACUACUAAUUCUAAUACACUUCGUUCACAUACCUCCGUGCCUCGCGCGAUUACCCACCCGAGUCCCCAAGCACCUCAGCGAGAAACAAGCCCCGAGAGCCUCUCGAAAACGCGCACAUUCGCCAAAGACGUGGCCGAGCUGAAAACAGAGUCGGAACCGAGUCCUACCGAGUCUAUAGUAUCGGCCAGUCUGAAGCUCUCCAUUGAGCAAGCGAAAUUCGCCAGCCCGACGAAGCGGCAGAAUUCGCUGAAGGAACAGUCCCCGUUAUCCGUGGACAUUGGCAACGCGGAGACUUACCAAUUAACAUUUCCCUCGGUCAGGGCGACGCUGCUUCCCCCCGACUCGAAGCCUUCCCGCGCCGCUUCCAAGAUUCCCACUCCGCUCCCUCGGAAAACCGCCAAGUCCUCGCCGACGAGUUCCGACUCCGCUUUGAUCUCCGGCCCGUCCGCCCUCAAAGCUUCCCCGUCGAAGACGCAUCCGGGGAGUGGCAACAAGUCCUCGACGGGCUCGGCCCCGAGAACGUCCGAGGCAGCAGCGUUUCCCGCUUCCGCGGAAUCCGUGUCUUCGCAGACGAGCUCGACGGAGCAGCUCGUCGCAUCCCCGUCGAGAAUCCCGUCGGCGCGAUGCUACGAGGAGGCGACCACGCUGGCCACUCCGUCGACGGAACGACGUCGAACCGUGGUAGAGGUGUGCGAGAAGGUGGUGGUACCUCAGGGCAAGGCACCGCCGGUCACGCCAUUCAUCACGGUGAAUCGCGUUAACGACAUGCAGCAGAGCCCCGAGGAACGGGUCGUUAUUGAGAAAGCGGACGAAGAAGAGGCGGCGGCGGCUACGAUCCUUCGCCCGGCGGCUCCGGCAGUCGAGCACGAGCAACACGAGCGACGCGAGAAAACGGAAACGCCGAUGAACGUCGGGUUGCCCGCCACCACGAGGAAGUGCGUCGCUGACAUCGCCGUGCACGAUGCACCUGCGGUCGUCGCGCCGACGGCUGGUCUGCCGCCGGAUAGGCCGGCGAACUUGAGUCUGACCAAGCAGGAAGUCAGCCCGACGUUGAGCGUCCCGGCCUCGCCGAUUUCUGGCAAACAGAUCCUACCACUUGCCUUGUCCAAUGAUGAGGAGAUCGUCGCUGGCCAGCCUUUCCUUCUGAGUCCAUUGACGAGCGUGGAGCCGCCUAAGGAGAAGCCACCGCCGCCACCGGUGGACGUCAGUGACGAUGACAACCCUCCCCUGGAGCCGCUCAAGCGACUGAAUUCUACUCGCAGGAUAAAGAAAGAGCUGCGCACAAGGCGCUCGGAUUUUCUCGGCAUCGAGGGGGUCAACGAUGACGAUCUCGAGCCUGUGUUGACAUUGACCAAACCACCGGACAUGGCGGCUAUCCUUGCCGAAGAAAGACGCAUUGAACAACUCCAUCGUCGUUCCUUCGACACGGACAGUAACUAUGAGCAAGAUUCGAGUCACGAGAGAGACUCUGGGGUCGAGUUGGGUCACGUUGAGGAUUGGACGAAACAGCCGGUCAGCCCCGACAUGUCGCAACACAGCAGGCAGAGCAGCGAACCUUUCGGCGCCAGUGUGACUUCCUCCGAGGAGGACGAGAUCACCAAAAAGGAGCGGGAGAUCAUCGAAGUCCUCGAAAAGGAGGAACAGUGGCGUUACGGAAACAAUCGCGAACUCAACAGUGACUUAGGCGAAAGACUGGCCCACAAAUUGCGCGAGCUCGAGGAAGAGAAGAUGCAGCUGGAGAGAGAGCGCGCGCAGGAGGUGAUCCUGCGUUGCAACGAGGACGCGUUUCGCAAGCGGGACGACAACGCACGCAAACAGGAAGGAGACGCUUCACAAGAGCAACAACAGCACGAUGAGACGGCGAAACAGCGGGAGGUCCAAACAGCAGCGCAACAGGCAACGGAGGAGGAAGCGAAGUACGUCGAGGACAACAAACGGAGAGACGAGGAGCUCGAGAUGCAGUCGGAGCAGCUGAGGAUGCAGAACAAGAUCGAGGAGAAGGAGCGAAAAGCCGCUGAUGCAUGUCGUAAGGAGGAGAUACGUAUCCGGACGAUGGAGAGUCAGAUUCGUGAGCAAGAGAGCAAGGCACUGGUCGGUGAUGGGUUGAGCGGCAACGAAGAUGAAUUCCCUUCCGGGGAGGUGCUACGAGUGGAAAGGGAACUUCUGCAGUUAGAACAGGAAGAAUUGAAGAGACAACGCAACAAUUUGGCUUAUCGUGAGCAAAAGCAGCUCCGGUUGGCGGAGCAGCUGCAGGAACAGUGGAAAUCCUUGCAGGACGUUGCGCAGAGCUCCAUCAAGAGCACGCAACAAUACAAGUAUCAUGUGCCUACGGUGAAUUAUGGAUCAUCGAUGCCGAACUUGCAAUUUCAGGACACACCGAGAAGAAGACCACCACCGCCGCCGAUCCCGCUUACUAAACCACGUAUGGUAGAUCAAAGGCAAAGAGACAUCAGUAUCAUCAGAAACAGCCGCGUACCAUCGGCGGACUCGAUUCCUCAACAAGUAGAUGCGUCGAUUCGGGAGAGCGCAUCAGCAACGACACUCACGAUUCACGCUGGCCAGCAAAUGUCUAGACAAACUUUACAGGCAUUAAGCGCUGUACCACGGUCACGAAUCGUCCAUGGCGAUCAAUGGGUUCAGCGAAGGAAGAGUGAUGUACCGAGAGGAGCUCACGAUUUGAACUACCAACAUUGGCUCAUUCAGGAGGCGGAACACAGGAGAAUUAAUGAGAGAAAUCAACGAUCACCGGCGCGGAAAUCCCAACCGCACGUAACUGGCACCUCCGUGCCAUAUAACGCUCUGACUCGGCCAGAUACUAAGCCGCUACCCGAUUCUAUCAUACAAACGUUAACGCAAAGGGUACAAAAUAAAACGCAAGAAAAGCCUCUUUCGACUAGAAGAAGGUCGGAGCAAGUUCACAGUCAAGAACAUAUCUCGACCAUACACCAAUCGCCUCAGUAUACAUUACCGUCUCAAAAAACGCAACAUGCGCCAGUCACAAAUAACGGCGGAAGUCAAGAGAAAAUGCUGAGCGUGAGUGGAAAGAAAAAAUGCUCCCACUGUGGAGAAGAAUUAGGUCGAGGUGCUGCGAUGAUAAUCGAGAGCCUACGGCUGUUCUAUCAUAUGGAAUGCUUCAAAUGUUGCGUAUGCCACGUGCGUCUCGGCGAUGGAUUGAUGGGAACGGACGUGCGCGUUCGAAAUCAUAAGCUUCAUUGCCAUAACUGCUACUCCAGUGACGAUGGUGUCAAGUUCAGUUGUGUGUAGAAGCCUGGUGGUAAACGGAAUUGCGCUGAUUAAUUUGAUCGUAAACACUUUUCGACUAUAUCUUACCAAACCGGCGCAAUCGACCGUUCAAUUAAAAGUCUCUAAAGUAUCACUCGACACACAUACACAUACAACAUACAUAGGAGAGAAAAAAAAAGAGUGAUCUUGUGUAAAAUGUAUUUGUCAGUAGGUGGGAUAGGAAGAAGAGUGACGUCACUGUCUGCCAAUUAAUUAUAUCCCCUGUGUCUUUAUAUCGAGAUAAUGAAUCAUACAUUGUACGCAGCCAACUUUACCAACUAACACGAAUCGCACGCGAAGGAUGUAAAUAAGAUGUAUUUAUGUAAUUAGUGUAGAGAGGUAAGAAAAUGCAGAGUCGUUGGAAGAAUUCAAUGUGGAUGCAGGUGGCGUCGAAUCAGCGACGCUGUAUAUUUUUGUAAUAUAGUUUCUCCGUACUAUUAUUUAUGCAGGUAUAUCUAAUUUACACCGGUCAGGCGACAAAAUGUGCGCAACUGGUUUUCUUUUUUCUCUUUCUGCCGCCAGCUUCAAAUUUCUUCUUUCUUCUCGUUCGUAUUUCAAGCUUUCAAGUCUUCGAAUCUUACGCGGAAGCGAAUAACGCGAAAUCGAGUCUCCGCUGAGACAGUCGAAUUCUAGCAAUUCUGUCUUUGCACAGUGGUCAACUGUUACGAAAUCAAAAUGCGUCUCGUUGUACAGAUAUACUUUCGCUCGCUAUCGUCAUCGGGAUCGUCACCGACUUGAUGGAAUUACGCGUUUAAACGAGAGCAAGACAAUGUCUCUCCCAACAGCUUCCAAAUCGUAACCCAUAAUCGCGUUGAACACGCGUUACGUUGUGAAAUAUUGUAACAUAUUCAUCUCGUGUUAUUAACGUAUGUAAUUUUAUAUUAUUGAGGAGAAUAAAAAGUGAAGCAAAUAUAAAA
Dinoponera quadriceps is the source of this 6735-nucleotide messenger RNA. RefSeq lists its product as uncharacterized. Gene Ontology annotation, cellular component: stress fiber. The record is from RefSeq and is a predicted model, not a curated record. Bases 449 to 5800 code for a protein of 1783 amino acids. NCBI's taxonomy places the organism in Eukaryota, Metazoa, Arthropoda, Insecta, Hymenoptera, Formicidae. Gene Ontology annotation, biological process: positive regulation of stress fiber assembly; regulation of focal adhesion assembly. The transcript has 17 exons. Gene Ontology annotation, molecular function: myosin II head/neck binding.